Molecule: messenger RNA, 1533 nt
Organism: Echinostoma caproni
Lineage: Eukaryota; Metazoa; Platyhelminthes; Trematoda; Plagiorchiida; Echinostomatidae
Source: the annotation of a GenBank genome assembly
GAGUUACGUGCUCAAGAGGCUGAAAGCAAAGCACGCGAUUGUGAGCUCCGUUAUCAAGGCUCUGAAGACCCCGAACACCUGCGCCAAAUUCGUCGACUCCGAACGACAGCCGCUGAACUGCGCAAUCUCGUUACCGUACGUCAGAAUGCUGUCGCGAGAAAGCAAAAGUCCAUUCGGGAUCCUAAAACGCUGACGUUUUAUUUUGGAGUGAAUGUCAUGAAUCGCGCUUGCGAUGGUAUGUUUGUAUACAAUUGCUCGCGACUGAUAAAAAUGUAUCAACGUAUCGGACCACAACAAGAUUCGAGCAUGAUGUGUCGUGGAGUGGUGGGGAUUGUGGAUGUGCCUUACAUGGUUCUGGAACCUACCCACAACAAACAAGACUUUGCGGAUGCCAAGGAGUAUCGGCAGUUGAUGCGAGCAAUGGCUGAUCAUUUGAUGCAAUACUGGGAUGACCUUGGGAUUGAUAAAGAAGCUGAGGAUUUGGUUCGCUUUUGGAAAAGCUUUGGUUACCUGUCCGCUCGUUGGCGAGAUCCACCGAGUGGAGAGGAUAAAUAUGCACGGCGCCGUUGUUGUUCCGUCUCCAUAUGCGUCCAGUGUGACAAAUGUUUGAAAUGGCGUGUGCUACCUUUCUCCCAAAGUCUCGUCGGAAGAGACGUCCCCGACACUUGGCAGUGUCGUGAUAACCCUGAUCACAAACACAAGAGAUGUGAAGAUCCGGAGGAAGAUCUCAGUCCACCGAUGGGUGUUCUGAAGCGUAAAAUCAAAACGAAAGAGCAGCGCCAAGCAGAAUUAGAAAAGCAAAUUCGGAAGAAGCAGUUAGAAUUGAUUCAAGAUCCCGACGAUGAAAAUGACGCACGUUCUGGUGGUAAUACACGAAGUUCGCGAUCACUGACCGGCUCUUUCGCAAAACCAGCAGUCCAAGUCUCGUCCCCGAGGAAACGUCCACCUGCUGUCAGCCCCGGGUCUACGUUGCCCACCAAACGUCCAACUCAUCCCGUUACUCCACCUAGUCGUGCCAUGACUGUGGCGGAGAAGAAACGACAAAUUACCAACUCCAAUGGAUGCGCUUCGACACAGAAACGUACCGGAUUGCCUCUUCCCACAACAAAUCAGCGCCAACCUCCCUCAGGUGGUCUUGUUCCGAAAGUUCAACGAGAAGCACCUGCGAAGAACCGGCGAGUGGUCGUUAUGGACGAAGAAGAGGAGGAAGAGGAAGAAGAAGAGGAAGAGGAGGAGGAGGAGGAGGAAGAGGAAGAGAAGGUCGAAAAGAUGGCACGCAAAAAUGCUUCUCGGGCAAAACCGUCGGACAAAACCAAACCCACUAAGGCACCACCAUCGACUGCAGUUGAAACGACCAGUGAACCAAAGACACUCGUGAGUCACCUUGGAAUUUUCCCUUCGAACUAUGAUAUGCAUGCCACGCGGCAUGAAAUAACUAUUGUUCAAACUAAUUUUGGUUAUCUGCGAGGUUUCGCGAUUGGGACCGAAUACAAGUAUUAUAUGUCCGGCUUAAUCUACCUUCAUCCUAGUUGA